AUGAUUGGAGAGAGCGUGGGGGUCUCCAGUAUCAGCGAAGACGUGGCCACAACCAUAGCUGAAGACGUCGAGUACAGGCUGAAAGAAGUCGUGCAGGACGGGCUCAAGUUCAUGCGACACUCGAAGCGUCACCGAAUGAAGUGCUCGGACUUGGGCUGCGCGAUGAGAGCCAAGAACAUUGAGCCUCUCUAUGGGUUCGAUUCCGCCGAGCACUGCCCCUUUAAACACACCACGGGCGGCAGCAAAGAGUAUUUCUACCCAGACGACAAGGAAUUCGAGCUAGCGGAUCUAAUUAGCGCCCCCAUGCCCGCUCUUCCAGUGGACGCCACUCUACGUGCUCACUGGCUCGCAGUAGACGGUGUUCAGCCAUCCAUACCUGAAAAUCCAGCUCCCUCCACUCUGGAAGACCAGAAGAAAAAGGCUCUGGGUAACGACCGUGCCCAGCCGAGUGAUGGUCUGCUUCACACCAAGGACGUACGAUUCGACAAGAAGAGCAAAAAGAGCUCCAAAGAAGAAGUGUCUAGCGGAACAGAAUGGUCAAAACUCAAGCCUCUCCAGGCCCACGCCCUCUCUUUGGAGCAACAGCUCUACUACAAGGAGAUAUCCGAUGCGUGUGUCGGUAUCUCAGACACAAAGAGGAUUGAGUCCCUUGCUAGUCUCUCCAGUGAUCCUGGACUCUACCAACUCCUGCCACAGUUCUCUAGUUUCAUCACCGAAGGAAUCCGAGUGGGCAUGUCGCAGAGAAAGCUCCAGACCCUAAAGUUUCUUCUAAAGAUGGUUAAGGCUCUGUUUGACAACCCUACGCUGUCCCUCGAUCGAUGUCUGCACGAGUUGGUCCCUGCAAUUACCUCGUGUAUGAUCAACAGGCAAGUGUGUGCGAGACCAGAGUCAGAAGAUCACUGGUACCUUCGCGACCAGGCCGCCAAAAUCCUCGCCGAGAUGUGCAAGAAACACAACAAUAGCGCAAACUGUCUACAGUCGAGGGUGACACGAGUGCUCUUGCAGGCUCUGAACAACAACACGCAGGGACUGGCAGUUCACUACGGCGCACUGGCUGGGUUGAUUGAACUGGGGCAAGAAUGCAUCACCAGCCUCGUUCUACCGCAACUGAAGAAAGAAUCGCAGUACGUCGAUGCUGCAACACCCAGUCGCUCAACCGAACACCAAGCAGCGACGAAAAUCACUCAACUGCUGCAGCGCUGCGUUGCACCUGUUAUACUGUCCGUGCAGCCGUCUCUAGACAUGCUACAGGCAUACCAGGAGCAAUACGGGAGUCUCGGGCUCCCGCUGUAUAACCAGGUGAAGAACCUGAAGCACGCUCGGGCGGGAAUACCCUUGCAGGGCGUGGCCGCUCGUCUCCAGAGCCCCACCCUCAAAUCACCUACCGUCACCUCAGUAGGUCAGCUGAAGACGAAACCAGCUCCCCUUACUCUUACGUCGCCUCAGGUGUCGGCUAUUAAAAUAUCGGGGAAGACAACUCCGAGAGCGCAGUCACCAAUUUCAGCCAUUUCUUCGCCGACUCUUGCGGCGGCUCUGAGGUUUGUGUCGGUGUCCAGUAGCUCGCAGUUGGCUAGUCCAACCGCCCUCUCGCCGAGCACAACGCCAAUAUCAAUGUCCCUCCUCUCUGCUGUUAUCAAUAACCCUGCCAUUGUUAGCCAGCUCUCCAGCGCACUCUCACAGACUAACACGACAGCCAGUUCUGGCUCCGCACAGGAUAGUAAAACUCCCACAACUUCAUCAUGA
Messenger RNA from Geodia barretti, 1743 nucleotides. The record is from the annotation of a GenBank genome assembly. Lineage: Eukaryota; Metazoa; Porifera; Demospongiae; Tetractinellida; Geodiidae.